Drosophila montana is the source of this 569-nucleotide messenger RNA. RefSeq lists its product as uncharacterized. The coding region runs from base 157 to 372 and encodes 71 amino acids. The record is from RefSeq and is a predicted model, not a curated record. Lineage: Eukaryota; Metazoa; Arthropoda; Insecta; Diptera; Drosophilidae. The transcript has a single exon.
CAAAUGCUCUAAGCAAAAAUACCGCAAAAAUACCACGAAAAUACUGCAAAAAUACCACAAAAAAUACCAAACAACCCCUAUAGAGCCUGCUCUAUAGAAACGCAACCCAACUGUGAUAGCUACUCCAAGUACUUACAACAAAUCCAGCACAAAAAUAUGUCGGCGGCAAACAAAGUGAAUUAUCUGGUUGGCUCGACGUCGCGCUUCAUAGUCGGACGCAAUGCCGUACAGACGGUCUAUUGGAGGACCUCCGCCGGACCCGAUUCCCGCAUGCUGAAGACCAAAAAGACCUGUGAAUUUGAUCGCAGCCAAAAGGCGCCGCAAAGCGUGCGAAUGCAGAGAUCGAAUCGCAGCUUCAUCAGCAAAGAGUAGCUAAACAGCUGCCACGCCCCCUUUAAUAAUGUAGUUCCUAUAUUCACGCAUUAUACAUAUAUAUAUAUAAAUUUUUUUUUACUAGUUGUAUUUAUUGUUAGCACCAAAGUUGAGCUGCCGUGAGGCGAUGCCCUCACAUUAAAAACCCAAAAACAAAACAAAAACCAAAACAAAAAUAAAAUGAAAAGAAAAAAAUA